This is a messenger RNA of Xenia sp. Carnegie-2017, 4050 nucleotides long. RefSeq lists its product as uncharacterized. NCBI's taxonomy places the organism in Eukaryota, Metazoa, Cnidaria, Anthozoa, Malacalcyonacea, Xeniidae. Gene Ontology annotation, molecular function: aspartic-type endopeptidase activity. Bases 1 to 4050 code for a protein of 1349 amino acids. The transcript has 2 exons. Gene Ontology annotation, biological process: proteolysis. The record is from RefSeq and is a predicted model, not a curated record.
AUGAGUAACGAAGACGAGGCACUGAAGACUGCUAAGCUCAAACGCCGAGCAGCCAAGUCUACAUUGACAAGACUGGGAAAGGCCUUGAAUCAUCUGUGUAUAAAUAAAAGACCAGCAAACGAGGUAAGCGACUAUCUCGUUAAAGUAAAACAAGCGUUCGACAACGUGGUAGAGAAACAUGAGCUUUAUGCAAAUUUGAUUAUGAACGAUGAAGCUUUUGAAGCAGAAGAGCAUUGGUUAGAUGAGUGCCAAAACGAAUUUUUAAAACUUGAUAUUGAGGCAAAAUAUUAUAUCGAACAAUUGGUUUCAGUGAAAACUUCAGAAGCUAGCAUCAGUCAAAACGAGCAAAAUUCGUCUGGAAUGAUCGGAAUGCAAAAUGUUGACAGCGCAAGUAAUAUGAGCCCCACAGUUAUUGAGGAAAACCCGACCAGCGUAGGUGAUGAAAUGAGCAAUGUGGCGGAAAGUUCCCACGCGGUAAUUUCCGAGGAAUCUGUCAACGCUCCCACCGAAAUAAGCCCAACAAAUGAGGAAAAUUUUCCGAAUCAAAUUACGUCCCAAUCUGAAGUAAAAAAUGAAUCUGAAAAUACACGAAGUCCCUGCGGGUUUCAAAUGGAAAAACCAAAGCUACCGAAAUUUUCGGGCGACGUACGUGAAUAUGCAAUAUUUCGUGCGGAUUUCAAGCAUGCAAUUGAAUCGAGAUAUACAAAACGAGAUUCAAUAACACUACUGCGAACUUGUUUAAAAGAGAAACCACUUGAAUUAAUAAAAGGUAUUGGUUCUGAUUAUGAAGCAGCGUGGGAAUACUUAGAUUCCAUAUACGGGGACCCUCGGUACGUAUCAGACACCAUAACGCAGGACAUCGUUAAAUUUAAAGCCCUAGAAACAGGAGAAGACGCGCGUUUCUGUGAUUUAGUUCAUUUGGUUAGGCGGUGUUUCAACACGUUGAAAGAGAGAGAGAAAAAGCCCGCAACCCUUAAAGCGUUGAUGAAUUGGAUGACAAUUGAGAUGAAGUCGCGCAUGCGUGCAACAGCCCCAGUCAGGAGUGGUACGUCUCUCACUCGACGCAAAGUCAAUCAUGUCAAUGGUACAGUCACGGAAGAAAGUAAAAACCGAUUCAAGUGUUGGCUCUGCAAGAACUCAAAUCAUUGGCCGGACCAGUGUCAAAAAUUGGCAGCGAUGUCUGUUGAUGAGCGAAUAAAAGUUGCGAAAGAUAAUCACGUGUGUUUCAGCUGUUUGAAGAAAGCAGGUCGGGAUCAUCGUCAAGCAAAUUGCAACAGGCGAAAGCAAUGCACCAAGUAUGAAAACGGAGUCCAGUGCACAUCCAGUCACCAUCCGCUGCUGCACAAGUCAGUUGCAACGGUUGCAUCAGUGACUGGUCUAAACGACUCAAUCCUACCAGUGAUUUCUGCUAACAUUUGCGGAUCAAAUGGUCUCUACAAGCGCGGCAACGUUCUUCUGGAUUCUGGAGCUCAGAUAAGUCUAAUCCGCAGCGAAACGGCGGAGAGUCUCGGUCUGAAAGGGAAAGACAUCUCCGUUAACAUCAUAAAAAUAGGUGGAGAGGAAGAGUCAAUCUGCACAAAGAGCUACAAAGUUCAAGUAAGCAGAAUCGGAGAAUCAAAGAAGUACACAAUCACUGCAGUUGGAAUACCAUAUAUCAGCGAGGAUGUCAAAGGAAUCAAUACCAGGAAUGCAAUCGAAAAACUCGGACUACCAAAGGACAAGGUGAAGCGUGGAAAGGGCCAAGUCGACUUACUUGUUGGAAUCGAUCAUGCAUACAUGCACACGGGUAAAACAAAGCAAGUCGAACAUGUGGUCGCGAGAGAAUCGCCACUCGGCUGGGUUCUGUUCGGAUCAUCAACGGGACAGUCAAACAAUGCAACAACAACUGUAUUACACGUGAGGUACCCAGAAGCAGUUGAUUUAUCAGAAUUUUGGACAACCGAAGCCAUGGGAGUAACAGUAAAGCCGUGCACCUGUGAAGCUGAAAAAUUGAGCCAAUCCGAAAGAGAAGAAAAGCAAGUGAUUGAACAGUCUGCAAAAAAGGUUGGAAAGCAGUGGAUGAUUCCAUAUCCAUGGAAGAAAAACCCCCAAGACUUACCAGAUAACAGAAUCCAGGCAUUGAAACGACUAGAGUCAACUGAGCGUCGAUUAUUGAAAAUUCCUACGCAAGCAGCAGCGUACAACAACAAGAUGACAGAAAUGGAAAACAUGGGGUUUUCUCGAAAGUUAUCCGAGAAGGAAGUUAAGGAACACAAAGAACCAGUCCAUUACAUCUCCCACCAUGCAGUUCUAAGACCUGACAGUACAAGCACCCCGGUUCGUAUCGUUUUCAACUCGUCCGCUACGUUCCGAGGACAUAAGCUGAACGAUUAUUGGCAAAAGGGGCCUGAUCUUCUGAACUCUCUAUUCGGAGUUAUUCUCCGUUUUAGGGAAAAUAAAGUUGCCCUCACUGCGGACAUCUCAAAGAUGUACCACCGAAUCCUUAUCCCUGUCGAAGACCAGCAGGUACACCGAUUCCUAUGGAGGAAUUUAGAGAUUGAUAGACCUCCGGACACUUUCGUUAUGAACGUACUUACGUUCGGUGACAAACCUGCACCUGCGAUGGCCCAAGUUGCCUUGCGGAAAACUGCAGAUGAAGGAGCAUCAGAGAACCCGAGAGCAGCAAAAGUUAUAAAGGACAAUUCUUACAUGGACGAUAUUCUGGAUUCAGUUGCUACAAAUGAAGAAGCAAUCGGGUUGACUAAAGCAAUCGACAGCAUCCUUGAUAAUGGCGGGUUUCAUGUGAAGGGAUGGCAAUCAAACGGAGAGUUGAACAGGAAAGACGAGCAAGAAGAUGGUAAUGAAGUUGAUGUUCCUCAUGGAAAACAAGAGUCAAAAGUGCUCGGCCUGGCCUGGAACAAGAAAGAGGAUGUGCUUAAGUAUAAAGUAAAAGUAGAAAUAUGCCACACCCAACAGCCAAAGUUCACAAAGAGGAAGAUCCUAAGCCAAGUCGCUAGAAUAUAUGACCCAAUAGGCUUUGCAGCACCUUACCUUAUAAGGGCAAAGAUUGGUUUGCAGGAACUGUGGCAGCAAGGACUCGACUGGGACCAUGAACUAUCGCAAAGUGAUCAAACAAAAUGGUUGACGUACUUUAAAGAGAUGGAUCAGUUAAACGAAAUAUCGUUGGAAAGAUGUCUAUGUCCCGUUGUAAUGAUUGAGCCACCGAUCUUAUGUGCCUUUGCCGACGCAUCGCGAGAAGCAUUUGGAACAUGUGCAUAUUUGAGAAGUAUAGGACCUAAUGGAGUGGUGAACGUACGGUUUGUUGCAGCAAAGUCACGAGUCGCCCCAUUGAAAGAGCUAACAAUACCCAGAUUAGAACUACAAGCAGCCGUGUUAGCCAGCCGUUUAUGCAAGACCAUCCAAAAUGAACUCCGUAUACCACUAAAAGAGAGUGUCUUGUUUACCGACAGCGCAAUUGUUCUUGCGUGGAUCCGCAGCCAGGGAAGACGACUCAAACCAUUUGUUUCAAGUCGAGUCGGGGAAAUACAAAGCAACGUCCAACCUGCUCAAUGGAGACACAUCGCAACGGAUCAGAACGUGGCAGAUGAUGUAUCCCGUGGUCUCCGUGUUGUUGAGCUGUCGGAUAGAUGGAAAAACGGUCCUGAAUUCCUGUACUUGCCAAAGGAAGAAUGGCCGGUCGAAAACGCAAAACCCGAUGCAAAAGAAGGUGAAAGGGAAUGUAGAAGUUCAAAAUUGGUAGGUGCAGUGACAACGUCAGUAAACGUAAUUGACAGUGAAAGGUUUUCAAGUUGGAGAAAGCUCGUACGAGUUACUGCUUGGGUUUUGAGAGCUAAGUCAACAUUAUUAGCAAAGGUACGGUCGACAGCGAAGGACACAGCAAGAGGAGAUUGCUUAACACCGGCAGAACUCGAAAGAAGUAGGACAUUCUGGAUUAAAAGAGCUCAAACAAAGAUUCGUGCACAAUUGAAAUCUAACGAAUUAAGAUCUCUGAGCCCUUUACCGAUGAAGAAGGCACGGUCAGAGUUGGCGGAAGAAUUGAUAACUCAUUAG